UCCCAGGCUACGUGCACGCUGUGCCUGUGCGCGGCUGCCAGCUCUGAGCGCCUCACAGCUCAGAGCCGAGUGGCAGUUUUGAGUCGCUGGAACAAAGAUGCCCCACCGCAGCCUGCGCGCGACUGUCGUCCUCCUGUUGGUGAUCCUUAAGGAGCAGCCUUCCAGCUCAGCCCCGCUCAAUGGAUCCAAGUGGACCUAUGUUGGUCCUGCUGGGGAAAAGAACUGGUCCAAGAAGUACCCAUCGUGUGGGGGCCUCCUGCAGUCCCCAAUAGACCUACACAGCGACAUCCUUCAAUAUGAUGCCAGCCUCACACCCCUCCAGUUCCAAGGUUACAAUGUGUCUGUUGAAAAGCUGUUGAACCUGACCAAUGAUGGUCAUUCAGUGAGACUGAAUCUGAACUCGGACAUGUACAUCCAGGGCCUCCAGCCUCACCAAUACAGAGCGGAGCAGCUGCAUCUGCACUGGGGGAACCGCAACAACCCCCAUGGCUCCGAACACACCGUGAGUGGGAAGCACUUUGCUGCUGAGCUGCACAUUGUUCAUUAUAACUCAGACCUGUACCCUGACUUCAGCACUGCCAGUGACAAGUCAGAAGGCCUCGCUGUCCUUGCUGUUCUUAUUGAGAUAGGCUCCGUCAAUCCAUCAUAUGACAAGAUCUUCAGUCACCUUCAACACGUCAAGUAUAAAGGCCAACAAGUGCUCAUCCCAGGCUUCAACAUUGAAGAACUUCUGCCCGAGAGCCCUGGUGAAUAUUACCGCUAUGAGGGGUCCCUGACUACACCUCCUUGUUACCCUACCGUGCUCUGGACAGUUUUCCGAAACCCUGUGCAGAUUUCCCAGGAACAGCUGCUGGCUUUGGAGACAGCUCUGUAUUUCACACACAUGGAUGAUCCUACCCCCAGAGAAAUGGUCAACAACUUCCGGCAGGUCCAGAAGUUCGAUGAGAGGCUGGUAUACAUCUCCUUCCGACAAGGCAUCAUCCUUUCCGUGGUCCUGGCUGGCGUUCUUGGGAUCUCCAUUGUUCUGGCAGUGUCUAUUUGGCUCUUCAAAAGGAAGAAGAGCAAAAAAAGUGACAACAAGGGAGUCAUUUAUAAACCAGCCAUCAAGAAGGAGGCUGAGGUCCACGCCUGAGGUCCCUGGCAGUCUCAGACAUCCAAGGAAGGACUUUGCUUUGGACACUACAUACUUUGGCUCUCUGGACACUUGAAAUACCUCAAGGUGUUCUCUUGAGCUCACCUGUAUCCCCUUCCCCCAGACUCUUGGAGGUUCCAGCUGGGCCUCCCCUGCUCUGCUGUUACGACCACCCCGGGGUGGCCAGUGAGUGGGAUGAACUGAACUAGGGGGCAGGAGUUUUGAGUGGAUUUUCCAGCUGUGUGAGAUGGCUAAUGAUUCUGAAUUCUGGGUCACAAACCUAACCUGCUGGUAGGCCAUUAUGGUUUGGAAAACACUUCCAUCUUGGGUUCUUCCUGGUCCAUUUCCAGGGCCCUGAACAUUCUAGCUAUUCUCCAAUCUUCCAGACUAUAACCUUUGCUUAGGUGACACUUUUGAAACUCAGCUUCGUUCCUCAGGGAGCAGUUUGUCUUCCUUGGAUUUCCUUAUGCUCUGACAGACUGCCCCCAAGCCUGACCUCACAGCUAUGGGGAAGAACUGAGACAGGAAGAAUCAGAUUAUCAGAAAGAAAGGAAAACUAUAAUAUACUGCGGCAUUUUUAUAGUCCCAUCUUUUGGGUUACAGACAUUGACCGAGCCUCACAGCAAGGCAGGCUCAAGUUUUAUUCCUUGGUGGGGAUGAAAGGGAGACAAACAAAGAGGGGAAACAGAGAGCAGGAAGGCGUAGGUUGUUUGUCCAGGAGUCUUCCUUUGUACUCAGAACUGGAAUCAAGACACAAUGUGUGUGUGUGUGUGUGUGUCUGUGUGUGUGUAUGGGGGGUAUCUACAUUAUCACUUACUUAGUCUCGGGAGGACAAUUACCCUUCAGAUUCCACUCCAUUACUUGAAAAUGAAUUAGUUCCUCUGUCCUGUAGUAGAUGUGAGUCCUGUUUUGAACCCUUGAGAAACAGACAGAAGCAGACUACUGGACAGCUUUGCUUCCUUUGCUCAAAUGUCAGUUCUACCUUGUCUGAUCUUCCUACUGCCUACUCAUUGUCAGGACUGUCUACUCCACUGGCUGUGAAGAAGUCUAAAUAAUGUCUAGGUAAAAUGUAUUUUCAUACUAUCAAAGCAGGAAGCCAUCUGUGUAGAGCUAAACCAGGUCCUGGUAUUUAAGUACUGAAACCAAAAGAAUGUUUCUAAGAAUCUCCCUGUUCUUCCCCCCUCAGUGCCAUGGUUUCUGGGAAUGCUUAAUCCCUUCUUCAUGUUCUUUCCAUAGAGGUGAGAACCCUAUGGAGAGCAGUCAGUGCCAGGGCUCAAAAGAAGUCACCAGGCCCUAAUUGGUAGUUCCUUGUAGUUCAUAGGGAGUUCUCUGAUUUAGUCUCAUUUUGACAGCAUGGAAUGUCCUCUUAAAGAACAAGAUAUAUAUAUAUAUAUUUCUUCUUCUUCUAUCCCUCCCUCCUGACUUGAUAAAAAUAUUUUCUGCUAUCACAAUGUUUCACAGUGGCAGCCCUGUGUCUUUGUAGCAUAAUUCACUGGGCAAGGUUACAGGUGAUUGGAUGGGGGUUCAGCUGUGUGUGUAGUAUAUGUGCAUGCACACAAAACCUCUGACAGCCUUGGAGUCUAGUGCCGCCCUAGCCUUGGGGCCAACAUGUCUGAUGGUAUCACCACAGUAAGGACAAACCUCAAUAAGAAGCAACACAAUUUAGGUGGCUUCCUGACCUUGGUCCAGGAUUGUCAGCCAGAAGCUCUCAUAAAGCAGUCCAGGGCAGCAAGACUGUCUUAAAGAAGUAUACACUGACAAGUUAUGUGAGAGUGCAGCGUGGUCGUCAUAGCUGGCAUGAGGACAGGUCAUUAAAGGAGAAAUGCUAGGAGGUGAAAACAGUGGCAUUUCUCCUUCCCUCUUCCCCUUCAGCAUGGUCCAGUCAUUCAGUCCUCGCUCAAUCCUCAUGGCUGAGAUGAGACAAAGCCAUGGAGGCAGAAAGAGCGCUCCAAGGAUCAGCGCUGUCAACCUUUAACUCUUGAAGAUGGAGCUUUCUUCAAAUUCAGAAUCAUUCUGUGGACACCUGGCCACCACGGAGGGAAAGUGGUGCUGUGGUAUAUGAGGCACAGCUUGCCUUGCGCUCCUUAACUCUGCUGUGCGAGGUGCAAGGUGGGUGCCUAGGAGAGCCUGGCUGGGCACAGGGCUGGGCACAUGGCACGUGGAGAUGACCAGCACAAUGCAUGGGUGGAUGGGGGCACGCACUGGGGACCCAAGGAAGGCACUGGCUUCUGCAAUCUUUCCUCUAGUCCUAACAGGAGAACCUGAGUCUCUCUCUUCCUUUUUAGUAUUAGAGUAAAUUCUGUUUCCACGGCUUUAAUAGGCAUUCUAAAAUUUGCUGCACUGACAGUCUAAAUAAUAUUUCUAUUCCUCUCCCUCUCAAUACUUGUUGAAGACCUCCUGAUUGGCCCUGAGGAAGUACCCAGGGUAACAAUAUCCCUGGGUCCCUGUCCCUUAGCCCAUAGGCCACUGUAAUAAUUGUCUGUUUAGCAUUUUCAUAUUUAUUGUACCAAUGAUUGUAAUAAAAACAUACACUGAAAGUUAAAGAGAUUAUAAUAAAAACAUUUUUCACAUCA
This is a messenger RNA of Apodemus sylvaticus (European woodmouse), 3705 nucleotides long. It is a transcript of the gene Ca12, whose product is annotated as carbonic anhydrase 12. NCBI's taxonomy places the organism in Eukaryota, Metazoa, Chordata, Mammalia, Rodentia, Muridae. Bases 98 to 1132 code for a protein of 344 amino acids. Gene Ontology annotation, cellular component: plasma membrane. Gene Ontology annotation, molecular function: carbonate dehydratase activity; zinc ion binding. The record is from RefSeq and is a predicted model, not a curated record. The transcript is spliced from 10 exons.